This is a messenger RNA of Peromyscus leucopus (white-footed mouse), 1500 nucleotides long. RefSeq names its product proteasome subunit beta 11 (gene Psmb11). Gene Ontology annotation, molecular function: threonine-type endopeptidase activity. The transcript has a single exon. Gene Ontology annotation, cellular component: proteasome core complex. The coding region runs from base 406 to 1443 and encodes 345 amino acids. The record is from RefSeq and is a predicted model, not a curated record. Lineage: Eukaryota; Metazoa; Chordata; Mammalia; Rodentia; Cricetidae.
ACAUAAAUUUAAGUUAUAUAAAUUACAAAAAAAUCAUUAAGGACCUUUUCCAUAGGUAUAUUUCUAAAAAGAAAGAAAGAAAGAAACUCAUCUUUUCUGUGUUCAGCAUAGUCGUCCCCCCAUCUUACCAUGAGUUAGAAGUCUUUGCAUGCCUAAUGUCCACACAGCAAAGCCAAGGAGGACCCAGCUCUUCUUCUCCUUGCAGCCACUCUUCUCUGCAGUCACCCUAAUCCCCAUCUCUACCCCCUGCUGGGUAGACAGAGGAUGACAGACGGGAGACUCUUACCUGACUGAUAGGUGGCGUCUCUCCAGCGCAGGAACCUCCGCUGGCCCGUUCUGUCUCCCCGGGGCAGUUCUCUGAUGUGGGUGGAGAUGCUUUGCCUGAUUUAAGAUUCGGGCGAAGAAAUGAAGCAUCAACUCCCGCGUCUCACUUACCGGUCCUGGCUGCUGUCCAGCUUCUCCGCGGCGUCCCUUCUUCCCCUUCGGACCCAGGCCUCAAAUGCUGCCCCGCGCUCCUCCCAACUUCACUCAGCCUCAGCGAUGGCUCUCCAGGACGUGUGCAGGUGGCAGUCUCCCGACACGCAGGGGCCAUCCCCGCGCUUGCCUGCGGCUGGCGGCUGGGCUGUGCCCCGGGGCUGCGACCCUCAAACCUUCCUGCAGACCUAUGGCCCCAGGCUGGCUCAUGGCACCACCACCCUGGCUUUUCGCUUCCGUCAGGGUGUCGUUGCCGCCGCUGACACUCGUUCCUCCUGCGGCAGCUAUGUGGCCUGUCCAGCCUCCCGAAAGGUCAUCCCCGUGCACCAGCACCUCCUGGGUACCACCUCUGGAACCUCUGCUGACUGUGUCACGUGGUAUCGGGUGCUACAGCGGGAGCUGCGGCUCCGGGAACUGAGGGAAGGUCAGCUGCCCAGUGUGGCAGGCACAGCCAGGCUCCUGUCAACCAUGCUGUCCUGCUACCGGGGCCUGGAUCUGUGUGUGGCCACGGCCCUGUGCGGCUGGGACCACUCGGGCCCCGCCCUCUUCUAUGUCUACAGCGAUGGCACUUGUCUGCAGGGGGACGUCUUCUCUGUGGGCUCUGGGUCUCCGUAUGCCUAUGGCGUGCUUGACCGUGGCUACCGCUAUGACAUGACCAUUCAGGAAGCCUACACCCUGGCCCGAAGCGCUGUGGCCCAUGCCACCCACCGUGACGCUUACUCAGGGGGCUCAGUGGACCUUUUCCACGUUCGAGAGACUGGGUGGGAGUAUGUGUCCCGCAGCGAUGCCUGUGUGCUGUAUAGGGAGCUGCGGAAAGCCCCCGACUCGGAGCAGGAGGCGGAAGCCAGUCCAGUCCACCCUGAGCCUGCCGCUCCACAAGACGCUGAAGAAGGGGGAGGACUCUUGGUGGAGCCAGAAGAGGUGACCCCAGAAGACGACAGGAUAAUAGCAAAGACUGGAAUGAUGUGAGAAAGGACAGAACUUGGGAGACCCAGACAGGGCGGGCGGGUUGGGGAAUGAGGCUGC